Messenger RNA from Stegastes partitus (bicolor damselfish), 6191 nucleotides. It is a transcript of the gene p2rx7, whose product is annotated as purinergic receptor P2X, ligand-gated ion channel, 7. The transcript has 13 exons. NCBI's taxonomy places the organism in Eukaryota, Metazoa, Chordata, Actinopteri, Pomacentridae. Gene Ontology annotation, biological process: response to ATP; calcium ion transmembrane transport; cell surface receptor signaling pathway. The record is from RefSeq and is a predicted model, not a curated record. Gene Ontology annotation, cellular component: plasma membrane. The coding region runs from base 86 to 1822 and encodes 578 amino acids. Gene Ontology annotation, molecular function: ATP binding; extracellularly ATP-gated monoatomic cation channel activity; purinergic nucleotide receptor activity.
GACCGUCCUCACAGGAAGCAGCAGUGAAGGAAUGAGUCAGAGAUUCCUCCCUCAGCACCUGCAGACUGAACCGGGAGCCUGAAACAUGCCGAGCUGCUCCAUUCUGCAACUCUGUCAGUACGAAACCAACAAGCUGGUCCGGAUCCAGUCGGUCCGGCUCGGCUCUCUGAAGUGGAGCCUGAACGCUGCCAUCCUGCUCUUCAUCUGCAUCAUGAUGUUGUGGGACAGGAAGUACCAGGCCUUCGACCUGGUCGUCAGCUCCGUCACCACCAAGGUGAAGGGUGUCGCUCAGGCUCGGCUGCCCGGCGUCGGUGAGCUCGUCUGGGACGUGGCGGACUUCAGCGGAGCCUCUCAGGAGAAAAACUCCUUCUUCGUGAUCACCAACGUCAUCGUGACGCAGAACCAGAAGCAGGGAAAGUGUGCAGAGGUUCCUUCCAAAGGCGGAGGCUGUCGCUCUGACCAGGACUGUGAGAGAGGAGGCUGGGACCAGCACAGCCACGGGGUUCAGACGGGAUCGUGUGUGAAGUUCGACGUGGUGAGGAAAACCUGCCAAGUGUCGGCGUGGUGUCCGAUAGAGGCCAGGACCAAGCCGCCGAGACCGGCUCUUCUGGCAGCAGCCGAGAACUUCACCGUCCUCAUCAAGAACAACAUCCGGUUCCCCGCCUUCAAUUUCAUCCGACGUAACAUCCUCCCAGGUAUGAACGAUGCCUACCUGAAGACCUGUAACCAUAGAAACGACCCGCUGUGUCCCAUCUUCAGACUGGGAGACGUCGUCCGGGCGGCCGGAGAGAAGUUCUCAGAGAUGGCGGUGGAGGGGGGCGUCAUCGGCAUCCAGAUCAAAUGGGACUGUAACCUGGACCCUCUGAUGCACCACUGCCUCCCCAGAUACUCCUUCAGGCGUCUGGACGAGAAAGAAAGCAACAAGACGCUUUACCCCGGCCUCAACUUCAGGUUUGCGAAGUACAACCUGAUGGACGGAGUGGAGCAGCGGACGCUCUACAAAGCUUUCGGGAUCAGAUUCGACGUCAUGGUGUUCGGACAGGCGGGGAAGUUCAGCUUCGUCCAGCUCGUCCUCUACAUCGGCUCGACGCUGUCCUACUACGCUCUGACGACGGUGCUGAUCGACUGGCUGAUCGGAACCAGCUGCUACUCGGCCGAGGUGGGACACAACUACUCGGAGAGGAAGGUGGAGGCCGUCCGGGACCAGCAGAAGUGCGUCCUCUGCGUCUCCUACGUGGACGAGGACGACCUUCGACUGGUGAAGAGAUCGCAGAGGAAGAGUUUACAAGACGUCAAACCCAUGUCUGUGCUGCCUCGCAAGGAGGACCUGGGACACCUGAGAGCUGUUCUCUGCCUCCUGCAGCCCGGUAUUGGCCCAGAUCACGAUGCUCCUCUGGACCGUAAAGCCGAGCCGGACCCCCGACCCGAGCCUCCGUCCUGGUGUAACUGUGGCCGCUGCCGUCCGUCCUCCCUCCUGCAGGAGCAGCUGUGUUGCAGGCGAAGCUCUGGCAGCUGCAUCUCGGCGUCGCCGCUGUUCGACCAGCUGGUUCUGCGACGCCCCCUGCUGGAGGCCGUCCUGCUGUACCGAGACCCCCUGGUACCGCCGGCGGACCGGGUCCAGACUGCCGCCCUACGUCACUGCGCCUACCAGCAGUACGUCAGCUGGAGGUUCGGCUCGCCGCCCGACGACUGCCACCCUGCCAUCCCCAGCUGCUGCAUCUGGAGGGUCCGGGAGGAAUACCCGAGCCCAGACGGACAGUACCGAGGCUUCAGGCCCGCCAGAACCGCCACCAUGCAGGCCUGUGCUAACGGAGAGCUGUGAGGCGCCGCUGACCGACCCACUAACACUGUUUUUAUGCUACAGAGCAGAAAUAUGCAAUAACUUCACUGAGCCGAGCGGAAAAUGAAAAUCUGUCACUUUCUGUCAGCAGGAGGCGAAGAAAAACCUCCCAGAGUCCAUAAAUCACAGCGUUCUCUAAGAUCACUGCUGCAUUUCUCUCUGUUUCACUCCCUCUUUUUUUUUUUUCCUUUUAUAGGGAAGAAAAAAGUUUAAUGAGCUCAGACAAAAGGGAGAGAUGUCACAUCCGUCACAUCGUACAGAGAGAUGAAGAUACGGGAUAGAAAAGCACCAUUUAAGCAAAAAAAAUGAUUUCAGGUGUCAGCUCGGUGUGUUGAAGACCUGAUUUUAACCUGAAGAGAUUCCAUCAAGGCUUUAAACACACCAAGGUGUGGCGUCCUACAUGUCAAACAUGUCUACAUGUAAAAACAACAGUCGACUUCAGGAGGAGUUUCAGGUUGUUGUCGGGCACGAGGAGCGUUAAAAGAACCUCACAAAUGUGUGUGAGAAAAAGCUAAAACUAUCUGACAUAAGUCAUACAUUUGUGAGGAAAAAACUCAAAAGGUCCAAUUUUAAGACUAAGUUUAUCAGAAACAAAACAAAAAAGUCGGUAAAAUUCUGAGGAAAAUUCACAAAUGUUGAGAAUUCAAUUGAAUAGUCUUUUACAGUUAUACAUUUGCAUUGAAACCAUCAGAAUAUGCAAUAUUAAAGUUGUAACUUUAAGAGAAAACUAAUAAAUUUGACACCCCCCCCCCAAAAAAAAUUUAAGAGAAUUUUAAGAUAUUCUCUGAUUUAAAAACAACAACAAAAAACUCACAAAUUAGUGAGAAAAAGCUAAAACAAUCUGACAUAAGUCAUACAUUUGUGAGAAAAAAACUAAGAAGGUCCAAUUUUAAGACUGUAAAUUUAGGAGAAACAACAACAAAAAAAUGACGAGUAAAAUAACAAUUAUUGAGAACUAAAUUUAAUAUUCUUUUAGUCCUAAAUUUACAAGAAAAAAAAUCGGAAUGUCCAAGAUUACAAUUAAAUUUAAGGCAAAACAGCAGAUAUUCUAUAAAUAAAAUGGUUAAAUCACGAGAAAAAGCUCGGAAAUUCUUUAAAAUUAUAGAACCACAAAUUGAAAGAUCUUAAUCUUUGUGUCUGUCAGUGGAAAAACGAGCCUUUUUUUUCCUGAAAUGUUGAACUUCUGAUCCACUCAGAACCAAACUGUCCUUUAAACCUUUUCUUACUCUCCAGUCGAGCCGCUCCUCGGUCCCGUCUUGCAUCUGUUUGUUUCUAACGGAUGAUGAACGAGACGAACUCUUGAGCGCUCUGAUGGCGUCAGACCGCUGUUGAAAGAUCCAGUUUGAGCCGAACUCGGUCGGUCCAAAGUAAGUAGAGGUGGAGAUAAGAAGCUCCAUUUAUCACGCCAGGACGUGUUUCGCGGCAACGGCGGGAAGAGCGAUCGUACAUCAGCCGCCAUCGCUGCAGGAUGUGAAGCAACACGCGUCUGUGUUGGUUUAUUCUCAAUGCGAUCUGUGAAAGCUGUUUGUUUUUGAUGCGGUUACUGAGAGCUGACGCCACCUUUAGCUGCAAAAUUUGAAAAACAGCACGUUACAGGUUCAGUUUAGUGGCAUGAAACAUUCACUACCUUAAAGUAAAACGAGUCAACAUGAUCAAAUCCACACGCUUUUUAUAAAAAUCAGCUCUGAAACACACCCUUCCUGCACAGUAAGAGUCGGAGUGAUAUCAGCUGUUCGCACCGACGGCCAUUCUUCAGGCGGCCUCUUUGACAUUUCGGCCUUUCGCUCUAUAAACUUGCAGCCCUCCACUAUUGUUUUUAUAAACGCUCGGUUUGGAGCAAACAAGGACUCUUUGUUAAACGACCGUGGGCCUGAAAUAGCCGAAUGCUUUCAGCGACGGACAUCCCCGUUUCCUCCCAUUACUCAUCCGCUGACCCUCGCUGCUCGCUGGAGCCUGAAAUGGACCCGCUGGUGGCUAAUCGGGCUUGUUUUCACGCAGGAGUGUAUUUUAAGAGAAGCCCGUGCAGCUAAACAUGAAUAAUUCACUCGGCCGAUUCUGCGUGCGAACGGUGCUAACGUCCCUGCAGAUCGCCGAGUCAGAGUCGCGAUGGGCCGAUGAGCUGAUGCUCGACGGCAGAUGGGUUAGCGGACGGGUGGAUGGACGCAUCAGGACGCAUCGCAAAAAAACACACGUGAGCCUCGGCUACGAGGCGGCGUGACUUUAAUCGUGAGAAAAUAUACAUUUGGAGCAUGAAGUGUGAAUUUACGCCCUUGAAGAACAGCAAAAACAAGCAAUAAAAGGCUGAAACAUUCCAGCAGCAACCUCGUCUGCAGCGUGCAGAAAUGAAAUAUAUCUGAUUUGUAGUAAUAUAAGAGGAAGACAUCCAGAUGAAGCAAGUCGAUCAAGCUUUGGCGCCAUUUAAUGGUACUUUUUUUUAUCUAGUUAUCUGUGUUCAUGCUCAGCUUUUUUGUGCACAAGCUGAAAAUGUGCACAAACGGAUGCAAUUCAGUGCAGUCGGUUGUGUAAAAAGCGAACAUAUAAUCAAGAGAGUAAGACAAUCCGAGGUGAUUGGUGAGAAAAUAAUACUUCAAAAACUAACGUGUGUCGCACUAAUUCCAUGUGAACAAUUACAACUAUCCAAAAUGCGACAAGAAAAAGGAGAUAAUUACACCAUUUGCUCGCCAAAAUAGUUGAAAAACACUCUUAGACCUGCGUUGUUUCUAGCAGCCAGCAGGGGGAAAUGAAUAGAAGUCAAUGAGAAAAUUACCGAAUUCUUUCUUGAUUUGUUCCCUCAGUAAAUGUGUAUGCUCCUGCACAAAUGCACGAAUUGACAAAACAUAAAAUAAGCUCAAUAAAAUCACAAUACGUCACAGCCAGUUGUCUAAAAAGCAAACACAUCUCUGACUCUAAGUGGUCGUGAGAUUAAUCCAAGAUGAUUAAUGAGAAAAAAACUAAAUAAAAACAAACUUGUGCCGCAUAAAUUCCAUGUGAAUAAUUGCAACUAUCCAAAAUGCGUCAAGAAAAAGGAGAUUAUUACGCUCUUAACUCGCCAAAAUACUUAAAGACCUGCAUUUUUGUUAGAGGCCAGCAGGGGGCGACUCCUUUGCAAGCAGAAAUGAGAAAAUUAACAGAAUUCUCGCUUGAUUUGUUCCCUCAUUAAAUGUUUUUUCUCACGAGUUCAUGGUCUCGAUUGCUAGUUUCAGGUCUGGUUUAAUGCAGAAUAGCGUUUGUUUAGCAAAUUCUGAAUCAGGUUUAAGCCUUUUACUGUAUUUUAUGAGCUCAAAAGAAAAACAAAGAAGAGCAUGUAGCUGAAAAUGUCAAAUAAAAUGGCGUAAAAGUUGAUUAUUUUCCACUUUUCAGGGUCAAUGGACUCUAAAGACUCACAUUUUGCGCUUUUUUUCAGUUAUUUGUUUGUCUCUGGCGCAAUCGACUGAUGAAAUGUGAUGAAAAUUUACAGCAACAUACCAAAUAUUUAACUUUCGUCGGUCAUUUGUCCUCCAGGCGAGAAAAAAUCCUCAGCUAUACAGAACCGGACUCCCGUUCCAAAGUCAACACAGACAAACUUAAAGACAAACAGCGAUAUGUCAGAGUAAGCGCGAGCGGUUCAGUGAAAAUAUUAGAAACACACUUUUGAAAGUUUGUUUUUGCUCCAUUUAUUCUGACGGUAAAAAGGUUGAUGUUGAGUGUAAGAGGAGGUCGGAGGCGUCUCUGCAGACUCACCGUGACGAAUCUGUUGUGGUUUAUUAAAACGUAAAGACAUAACAAUUCACCAGAUCCGUCAGCUCACUGCGAAGCCUAUACAUCAGCUGGAUUAAAUGUGCUUAAAUGAAAUACUGGGACGUGAAUCCUGAUGAUUUAAAGUGUCAGCUUCUCUGUUGCUGCUGGGAUUCAACAGACUGAGUCCAAACAUGCGGCCAGGUUUCAGGUUUUUUAGGACGUGAGUUCAGUCGGAGGCCGAAUGUUUAGAUGGAAAACCUGUUUUUGUUCUCGUUGAUUUUAAUCUGAAAUAAACUUUCACCACAAACAUUAAUGUUAAAUCAAUAACUUGUGACUUUUUUGCAUGUUUUUUUUUUUUUUUUUAGCAUAACCCCACAUUCUCAACAUUGAUGAAUUUAAUACAGGGUUAUUUUAAUCUGUGAAUGUGUUUUGCAUUUUUUGGGGCUAAACCUAAUGUUGUUUUUUCAUAUUUUACAAGAUAACAGCGACAUUGCCACUAAAAUGUUGAUUUGUGCUAACACCUUCCUCAUCCUCUUCAUCCAGCUGACUGAAUGUACUUGGCUGCCUGCUACAAGACACCAUGUUUUAUUAAUGAUCUGUGUGCACGAAUGAAUAAAUUCUGUGUAAGUAGUGA